CUUCUCUUCGCCUUCGACACUCCCCUUCCGUCCCGUCCCGUCCCCCCUCUGUCUCUCUUCUUCAGCAGCCGCCUCGCUCGCUCGCUCGCUCGCUCCACCCGAUCUCCUCCGGCGACCCGAGAGAGCCGACGAGGUAGUCCCGCGCUCCGGCCAUGGGCGACAGCCAGUACUCCUUCUCCCUCACCACCUUCAGCCCGUCGGGCAAGCUGGUGCAGAUCGAGCACGCGCUCACGGCCGUCGGAUCGGGCCAAACCUCGCUUGGCAUCAAAGCUGCCAAUGGUGUAGUUAUCGCCACCGAGAAGAAAUUGCCUUCUAUUUUAGUGGACGAAACAUCUGUGCAGAAGAUUCAGUCACUGACUCCAAAUAUUGGAGUUGUCUACAGUGGGAUGGGUCCGGAUUUUCGUGUUCUUGUUAGAAAAAGUCGGAAGCAGGCACAGCAGUAUUAUCGGUUGUACAAGGAAACCAUCCCGGUGACCCAGCUUGUCAGAGAGACUGCUGCUGUUAUGCAGGAGUUCACACAAUCUGGUGGUGUAAGACCAUUUGGUGUAUCACUGUUGAUUGCUGGGUAUGAUGACAAUGGUCCGCAGUUGUAUCAGGUUGAUCCAUCAGGAUCUUACUUCUCUUGGAAAGCAUCAGCGAUGGGGAAAAAUGUGUCAAAUGCAAAGACAUUUCUUGAGAAAAGAUACACCGAAGAUAUGGAGCUUGAUGAUGCCAUUCAUACUGCAAUUUUGACUCUGAAAGAAGGAUAUGAAGGUCAAAUCUCUGCCAACAACAUUGAAAUUGGAGUUAUCCGGGCUGACCGUGAAUUCAAAGUUUUAACCCCGGCAGAGAUCAAGGAUUUCUUGGAGGAGGUGGAGUAAGCUACCCAUUGACAAAUUACGGUCUCCAACAAGAAAAAGUUUCGGAGCAGUCCAUGAAGCUUGUCUCAUGUUUUUAUUGGCCAGUUAAACAUAGUAAACUGAUUUGCUCCAGUGACACCGGAAGAACUUACAUUUGAAUCCUUGUGAAUGACAUUGUAGACAAUGAAGAUAACCUAAUGUUAGGUGUAUGUUUGUUUGCUCAA
This is a messenger RNA of Hordeum vulgare subsp. vulgare (domesticated barley), 1063 nucleotides long. RefSeq names its product proteasome subunit alpha type-2. The coding region runs from base 153 to 860 and encodes 235 amino acids. Lineage: Eukaryota; Viridiplantae; Streptophyta; Magnoliopsida; Poales; Poaceae. Gene Ontology annotation, cellular component: proteasome core complex; proteasome core complex, alpha-subunit complex. The transcript has 11 exons. The record is from RefSeq and is a predicted model, not a curated record. Gene Ontology annotation, biological process: ubiquitin-dependent protein catabolic process.